Messenger RNA from Thamnophis elegans (Western terrestrial garter snake), 4467 nucleotides. It is a transcript of the gene MPHOSPH9, whose product is annotated as M-phase phosphoprotein 9. Bases 198 to 3731 code for a protein of 1177 amino acids. Lineage: Eukaryota; Metazoa; Chordata; Lepidosauria; Squamata; Natricidae. Gene Ontology annotation, cellular component: centriole. The record is from RefSeq and is a predicted model, not a curated record. The transcript is spliced from 25 exons.
GGAGACGGUUGGCGGCUCGGCCUUCUUCCCCGGCUCGGCCUUCCGCCUGACGGGAGCGGUGCGGAAAGCCAACGGGGCCGACCGGGGAGAGUUUAUUCUGGAUUUAGCCACCUGGAUGAAACAGCUGCAGUAAAAGAGCAUUUGUCUGGAAUGUUGUGGAUAUAUAAGGAGAAUCACAAUCUUUGCAAGCAUGAGAUAUGGAAAACCUGGGAUUGGUGAAACCAGAACAAGAAAUAGCAUCAGGGGACACUGAUGCUAAGAACGUUCACACCUUGUAUGAUUAUAACAUAAGCGACAACAGAAGCCCUCCUUUAUUCCACCCAGAUGUCAUCUCCAAUUUCUCGGGCAAAGUCAGUCCUUCUGCAAUAAGCAAAGAGGUCCGUUUGCUGGCUUCAUCUAUGCAAGAUGCUCAAAGCAGCCGUGACCCCGAAAUACUGAAGAAUUGCGAGACCAGGUGGCUCCAUUUGUUCAGCCUGGUGGAGAGGCAAUGCCAAGAGCAGAUAGUCACCCAGCAAAAAGUAUUCUGUCAUCAAAUCCACCACAUACAAAAUGAAAUCAGACGCUUGGGGAAACUGCAGACCCAGAUCCCAUGCUCGUGUGCCAAGCAGGCCUCUUGCGUCAGACUUUCAGACGGCUGCCCGUUGCUAGGAAGUCCGAUGGGGUUGAAGGCCGACCCUUUUGAAGAAAAUGAGCUCUUUACCAGUCAGUUCCACCCCGGCCAUGCUGAGCCCCGGGCAGAAGCCUCCACCAUGCACCACCAGGAGGGCCUUACAAACAGCCUUUCCAUAAGCAGCGGAUAUGGUACGGAACUCAGCCCCAGCAAAUGCGAUGACCUUCCGGCCUGCAGGGAAGAAAGCUCAGAGACAAUGACCAAACGGCCGAAUCGUCCAGCACCAGCAAUGGAGGAUGUCCUUGGGGCCAGCAUUCAGGACAAAAGAGAAGCUUCGCAAACCACCAUCGGGCAUUUUCCACCUCCGAAGGAGAGCGAUGGCGAGCUUUCCGCUCGGUUUGAGGCUCAGAUUCACGAAGGUCAACCCGAGGAACCAAAUGGGAAACCUUUAACCUCCUGGGCUCAAAAGAUGAAACAAAACCACCUGAAAAAAACAAAUGUGGAAGAAGAGACCGAGCCGGGAAAAGAGGAAACCGUUGACAGUUUACAGACCAAUACCAUCGCUGCGCCCGCCGCGCCAUCCACCACUCCGUUUUACCUCAAUCAGCAACAUGGAAGCCAAAAUUCCUUAGUCUCUCUUUCGUCAGGGCUGACCUAUUGGAGGUUAGACGAGAAGGAAAUGUAUCAAGCAUUGCCUAAGAAUUUAGGGAAUGAAUUUUCUACAUUCUCAACAAAGGACUCCUCAGAACAGCUCUCUUCCAGUGACGAGCUGAAGCUUAUGUCAUUAAAGGAGAUUUAUCAUAAGAAACAGAAGGAAGACAAGCAACUUGUAGAGUGGGAUUUCACUCCUCUCCACUCCACUCAUCCCCCAGAGAUCCUUACGCUCGACCCAACGCUCCACAUGAAACCGAGCGAGCGGAACGCGGGGCGGCCUUUGCCCAGGUUCUACGCCAGCCCUGAGCCGGCACCGUUUUCUCCCGAUUCCAUGGCAGGUCCUGCUUUUUCGCUUCCUUCGGAGGCGGAUUCCUUUUCUCCCACGAGCACGGUGGUGUCCCCUCGCUCCGCCGAGUCUCCCCGAUAUGCCCCUCGCUCAGCAGCGGCCUUGCACGUGGGUCCCUGGGGCACUUGUGAGUUUCAGAACGCAGCCAACGUCGCCGGCUCUCCUCAUCGAGACCGUGAGAUUUUGGACAUGGGGGACAACGACAACUUAACCCUCACGCCGUCUUCCGAAGCCCGGUCCCCGAUUCCGUCGGCUGAUAAUCGUUUGACGCAGCAGGAACUUUCCGUGCCUUGCGUGGAAGAUCCCCUGGUGCUCUCCAAGAUUAGGCAGAAUUUGAGGGAGAAACAUACCCGGCAUAUGACUGAUCUCCGAGCGUAUUACGAGUCGGAAAUUCUCAGCUUAAAGCAACAACUAGAAGCAAGCCAUACCUCUCCUUCCGAGGAAAUGAAGAAAAUCAAUCAAAAUCUCACGGACAGGUGCGAGCAGCUAGAAACUUCUCUGCACGAAGCCAACGGCCGGAUGCGAUCUCUUGAAAAUAAAAACAAGGCCUUAGAGAUUGAAAUAACCGAUUGGCGGGAGCGCUCCGGCGCCCUCAGUACCACCACCAAAUCCUUGCAGGAGCGCAUCGAAGAGAUGCGCACGAGUGGCAAGGACAAAGACAACACCAUCAGCCGCCUCAAGAGGAGACUCCGAGAUCUGGAAGAGGCCUUUGAGAAAGUUUACAAGCUCUCUGACAACAAGGAUGUCCGGUUAAAGGAAGAAAACAAGAUGUUUCAAAACCUUUUGGGAGAAUACGAAUCCCUCGGGAAGGAGCACGAACGAGUUAAGGAUUCUUUAAAUAUUACUGAGAACAAAUUACUCGAUGCGCACACUCAAAUCUCUGAUUUGAAGAGAACCGUCUCGAAACUGGAAACGCAGGUCAAGCAAUUAGAACAUGAAAACUCGCUCAAGUUUCGUUCUCUUGCCGAGGGACACUUCGGGCCAUCUUAUGCCAGCAAAUUAGAAAGCUUUGACGUGAGCAGGAGAAAGUGGCUGAUCCCAGGAUCCGAAUUUUCAAUCUUCACCGGUCAGCCGUUGGCGGCUCAAGAGAGUCCCAACGAUAAUCGACUGGAAAAAGGAUUCGCCUCUCCUAGGCAUCGUUCUCCUCCAGAGAAGGAAUCCUCUCCAGAUUUCCUCCUCACCAGCGAAACCAUUCAGAAAGAGAUCAAAAGUCAAGAAAUCCCCAUUCUCAAAGCCUUUAAGGAAUUCGAAGAAAGGAAGGCUUUGAAGAACCGAGAGGCCCAGGCAGAGAAAGGGCCCACAGCAGAAACCAGCAAAACAGCCAUUCGGGGUCCAGUUGGGUUCGCCGAGAGGUCCUUGGGUAUGAGCCGUUCGCCCGAGAAGAGCAAAGAGCAGCCGAGGCACAAAAAACUCAACUCCUCCAAUACCCAGCGAUCUUCCUCGCUCCCACCUUCAAACAGGAAGACAAACACACCAACCAAGCGAGAGACCAUGUUGACUCCGGUCGCUGUGACUUACAGCCCCAAGCGUUCCCCCAAAGAAAAUUUGUCUCAGGGGUUCAGCCACUUUCUCAGCAGGAAUGAAGACAUGAUGACCAGAUUCGAUAUCCGCUUGGACGAGGUCACCGCUCCCCCUGCAGUGCAGUACGGCAGCCCACGGAAGCGGCUUCAGUUUGGCUCGGGAGGCGACCCACAAGGACCGCAGCCUAGCCGCCUAGAAACCCGCAGAGGUCCGAAGUCUUCCUCCUACCCACAACCUCUGCAUUCCAGAGCAAGCAGGGAUUUGUUGAGGGACAGUUACGAAGAGGGCUGCUCCGCCGACACCAGCGAGAUGGGCUCAUCUGUGUCAGCGCCAGCUCCCUACGAGCCCGAAUUCAAGUACGUUUCCUGGAUUAAGACCUUGGCGGAGACCGAACGGCUUUUUGACGAGCUGUCGCAAGAAAAGCAACAGAUUGAAUCCCAGCUGAGCCGAAUUCCUUGCGCGGGAGGAAGGAUGACUCUCCAGGCCCGGAUAAAUCAGGAAACUCUGGAGGAUCGCCUGGAAAGAAUCAACCGAGAACUGGGAUCCAUCCGCAUGACCCUGAAGAGGUUCCAGGUCUUACGCACCUCCGCCAACACCUGACGAUGGCCUGACUUCAUCAGAUGUACACACCCUCUUUAUUUGCACUAAGGUUUAAUAAUGAUGCACUCUGAAAAUGCAAAGCGGUUUUGUAUUUUUCUAAACUCUCCCCAGUUUUUGCAAUCAUGUCCUCUUUACACACACACACACACACAAACCCCGAUGUUUUGUACUGAGCCACAUAUUUUCCAAAAAAAAACACCCUAUUUUUGUUAUACUGGAAGGAAUCGAACUGUUGGCGGGGUUUUAUUUUAUUUUUAUUUUUUUUGUAUUUUGCUACUUUUGAAGACGUGAUUUUUUGUUUUGUUUUUUUAAACAGACCCGAAUUCUUUGUAAGACGCCGAGUUUUUGAGACGUUGAUCGUGUCGUUGACUGAUUGUGAUGGUGCUCGCCACUUUUAGAGGGUAGAAGCCCAGCUUCUGCGACAUACGUGCGCAGUGCGGACUUUUUUUAAAAAAAAAUCGAUGCUAACGGGACACACAGCUUAGGGAAGUGAGCUGCAAGGAAACAUUUCUUAGCGUAACAUUUUCAGAAAGGCAUUUUCCUAAGCUCCUUUGCUGAGUUACAGCGCAGUGUUACCCACAAAGGAAUCGAGGAAGGUUGGGGGGGGGGAACCCUCUUUUUCAGUAUCCAUCCCAUUGCCUUCCAGGGAGUCCGAAGUUCUCUUUUUAAACCACUAGCUUUUAUUCGGCAUGUUUUGUCACGGAAGUAUGAAUUAAAAUUAAGUGUCUAAAGUGAA